UGACCUAGAUCGACAACUCUGAUCAUGUCUGCCACCACCAACAUCAUCAACUGCCUGCUGACUCAGACAUGUGAUUCUCAGCCAACGUCAUGCCACGUGCUGCUACUCCCUUUAUCCUUUUCACAUUAAUCUCAAAGUUCAAUAACAUUCAUACCUGCCCGAUACUAUUCAUGAAAUAUACAGCAACUUCCUAUGGACCACAAGUGGUGCAGUAUACCCAUGAUAGAGAUGAUGCCGGCCAAUCCUUCAGGCAAUACAUUUGUCCUCCGCAGAAUCACCCGCUCGGAUCACCUCCGAAGCUUAGUCUACAUUAGCAGUAUAUAUCACUGUAGCCACCAGAAUAUACUACCUACGCAUAAAAC
Aspergillus neoniger CBS 115656 is the source of this 362-nucleotide messenger RNA. RefSeq lists its product as uncharacterized. The record is from RefSeq and is a predicted model, not a curated record. Bases 90 to 314 code for a protein of 74 amino acids. The transcript has a single exon. NCBI's taxonomy places the organism in Eukaryota, Fungi, Ascomycota, Eurotiomycetes, Eurotiales, Aspergillaceae.